UGUUUACUCUUUCUAUGUUAUUACAUGUUUCAGUGUGGAGACCGUCCCGAGCUAUCAAAACUUGGUCACUGUUUCUACCGGCGAGUAGCCUGCAUGCAGGGAGGGAGGCCUUGGUAGGCCUCUUCGCGAUAGUUGGGAUGAUGAUGGCACAGGCCUCUCGUUCACAACGUGAAAUGUGUUGGUGGUGUGUGGAGGGUCUACACCCCUAAUCCCGUGUUUACCUAGCAGCAUCGAUGUUUGUCCUGGAUACUGACUAUUGUGCACUGACGCUCCACCACGUUACCUCAGUACAAAAGAGUUUUCGAGGAAGGGGGGAUGACGAAGGAAACCUACCGUUACAUGAAGGUGAGGAUUAUAACGGUAGGCCUCACCGAGCAGCAACAUUAUUUUAAGAACUGAGAAACCAGUUGUUAAGGGUCACUGUAAUAAUUGCAAUGCUACCCUGGGGGCAGGUUUAGGCCUUCACAGACUGGUUUUUGUCUCUCGCCGUUAUAAGCAUUACCUCUAUGGAAACAGUAACAACAACGGCUACUGGUAUUGUCGGGUGAGGAUGCCGACCAUCAUGACUGAGUGAGGAGGACUUCCCCCAAACAAGACAGUUAUAGUCUUAUACGUUGCAGUGAGCUAUAUAUUUAGUGGACGACAUUGGAACUGUACUUCAGACUCGGUGAAAACAUAUUGCAUAAUUUAUAUGGACACCUCUUUUAACAAUGCACUCUGCGUUGAAGUGGUUAUGGUGAUGCUGUUUUGACUGGUACAGACACACUGAUGGUGUGAUAAACGUAUGUUUUGCCGAAAUUGCUCAUCAGGAUAUUAAGCGUACCAAAACACCAUGGAUAUGAAUGGAACCAGUGCACCACCAGCCGAGAUGGAGGGUGGCCGGACGGUAGCUGAGAAUGCCAUCAUCGGCAUCGUGCUCUAUGCAAUCGUGAUAUGCUCCAUCGUGGGAAACAUUCUCGUCAUCGUGGCCGUUCUAAGUAUUCGUAGAUUACGAUCGUCCAUUACGAAUUACUUCAUCGUGUCCCUGGCCGUAGCUGAUCUGAUGGUAUCAGUGUUGGUCAUGCCGUUCAACGCUUCGUUUGAGAUUCUCGGCUACUGGCCGUUCGGACUGGCCUUCUGCGACAUCUACCAGGCCGCUGAUAUUCUCUCGGCAACGGCGAGUAUUUUGAACUUGUGUGUCAUAUCAUUAGACCGUUUCAUGGCCAUAACGUCUCCGUUUACAUACUACUCGCGGAUGAACAAUCGCACCGCGGCCUUACUCAUUACAACAGCUUGGGUUGUGUCUUUCCUCAUCAGCGUCUUACCCGUCACCUUGAACCUCCACGAAGAUGAAGAACUUGUCAAUAUAGGCUGGUACACCGAUCCGGAAUUCUGCGUCCUCGCCAUGAACUCAACCUAUGCAUUGAUUUCAUCCCUGAUCUCGUUCUACAUUCCAUGUGUGGUUAUACUGUUCACGUACGCCCGGAUUUACGUCGUGGCACGGCGGCAGGCAAGGCAGAUCGCCGCGUACGACUUCUCGGCAAACCGGACCAAGCAGGACGGGGGCACCGCGAGUCACAGACGCAUGGCCCGGGAGCGUAAAGCCGCAAAGACCCUGGCCAUCAUCGUGGGCGUUUUUAUUCUUUGCUGGCUUCCAUUCUUCGUGGCGAACAUCAUCGACCCUUACUGCGGCCACUGCAUCCCUCCCGUGCUCUUCGGUAUAUUCGUGUGGCUCGGCUACAUCAACAGUUUCCUCAACCCGUUUAUUUAUGCACAGAAUAAAACCUUCCGCAACGCCUUUAAGAGCCUCCUCUUCUGUUACAGAUGUAGAGGCAUAAACGCCAGGGAUUUUGAAACGAGCGACGUCGACGACAGGACGGCUCACCAGGUAUCGAGGAUCCGAGCUUCGCCGAGGCCUGAGCCCAAAACUGCCCGUAAGAGUGUGUCCGACACGUCCGGUGUCUACGCCGUAACAAACGGGGCUUACACGGCUACGGACGUGGUUGAGUUGCCCGCUAAAGAACCAAAAAAUUCACCGGCCAAUGAGCAAGCUGAAAGUCCGGUGGGUAGUUCACAUGAGAACAGUAAACCUGUGGAAAUUCAACCUGUGGACAGUCCCCAUGUGGACGGUGCAUCUGUGGACAGUCCCUCUGUAGACAGUCCACCAACCGACAAACUUCCGACCGUGGAAAAACUUUCAACCGUAGAAAAGAUUCCACCACAAAAUGCAUCACCGCAGCGUGACUCGAAUUCAAAUAUACAAGUAUGAAAUAAUCAGUGCACCACUAUUGUAAUAACACAUUGUUACAUAUUAUUGUAAAGUAAUGUAUAAUAUUUAAGCUUUUUCAACACGCACAUAUCUUCCUGUAAACAAAAACUGUCACCGAAAAGUAUUUCCCUACGACUUUCACUUUUAAAGUAUUCGUUUCAUGAAGUAAACAGAGUGUGUAUAUAUAUCUGCUUGAUAGUGUUUGUGACAAUUGAAAUGUUUAUCUCCCAGUCACAUUGUUUGGGAAAACGGCCGUGGAGAUUAUUUUACAAACUGUUAAGAAAGCACCCGAGGUGAAUACACACGUUCUUAUGAGAACAUUGUGCAAACAAUUUAAAUGAAUAAUGUAAGCUAGUUUACAUUGGGUCCCCACCCCACAACAACAUACCCCUUCCAAAAGAGUGUGGUAAGCCUAUGAGCCUACAACUAAUUUACCACUCAAUACAUUGAGGUGGAUAAAGGAAUAGCAUGUACAAAAAGGUGCAACAUUCUGGCAACCAACCCAGUAACAAAGUGUGAAGAAAAACAAGAAAAAACGUCGCCCAAAAAGUCACACUUCUUGUAAAUUCAAAAGCAGAAGUUCAGUUAAAGGCAGUGGACACUAUUGGUAAUUGUCAAAGACUAGCCUUCACAGUUGGUGUAUCUCAACAUAUGCAUAAAAUAACUAACCUGUGAAAAUUUGAGCUCAAUCGGUCUUUGAACUUGCGAGGUAGAGUAAUAGUAGUGAAAGAAAAAAACACCCAUGUCAC
Messenger RNA from Asterias rubens (European starfish), 2997 nucleotides. Its product is annotated as D(1) dopamine receptor-like. Gene Ontology annotation, cellular component: membrane. Gene Ontology annotation, molecular function: adrenergic receptor activity. The transcript has a single exon. The record is from RefSeq and is a predicted model, not a curated record. The coding region runs from base 833 to 2248 and encodes 471 amino acids. Gene Ontology annotation, biological process: adenylate cyclase-activating adrenergic receptor signaling pathway. Lineage: Eukaryota; Metazoa; Echinodermata; Asteroidea; Forcipulatida; Asteriidae.